Lytechinus variegatus (green sea urchin) is the source of this 1644-nucleotide messenger RNA. RefSeq names its product toll-interacting protein-like (gene tollip). Lineage: Eukaryota; Metazoa; Echinodermata; Echinoidea; Temnopleuroida; Toxopneustidae. The transcript is spliced from 6 exons. Gene Ontology annotation, cellular component: cytoplasm. Bases 72 to 926 code for a protein of 284 amino acids. Gene Ontology annotation, molecular function: ubiquitin binding; ubiquitin conjugating enzyme binding. The record is from RefSeq and is a predicted model, not a curated record. Gene Ontology annotation, biological process: ubiquitin-dependent protein catabolic process.
UUGACAUUGAACGUCAUAUGCAAUCAUGACAUCACAUUUAUGACGUCAUCGAUGUUAUUGAAAACUGGAAAAUGGCAACGUCUACGACAUCCCGAAGAGAUCAGGUCUUUGUUGGAGAUCUGCCUGAUGACUUUCUUCGAAUCGGAGGAGGUCCCACGGGGCAGCAACAACAGCAAAUAACGUCAGACGAGCAGACUGCGAGGGCGCUACAGUAUGGAGGACAGGCUCAGCAAGGAUAUGGCUCUUUUGUUGGUCGACUUAGUAUUACAAUUUCACAGGCAAGAUUAGCAAAGAAUUAUGGGAUGACGAGGAUGGAUCCUUACUGUAGGGUGAGGGUGGGGCAUUCGGUCUUUGAAACACCGACCGAUGUGAACGGGUCCAAGAACCCUCGAUGGAACAAAACCAUUCAGUGCAACCUGGGCCAGGGCAUUGAUUCCGUUCACAUAGAGCUCUUUGAUGAGAAAGCCUUUACCACCGAUAAUAAGAUUGCAUGGGCUCUGAUCACCAUCCCACCUGCUGUGAUGAAUGGAGAAACCAAGGACGAUUGGUUUCCAUUAACGGGGAAGCAAGGAGAGGACAAGGAAGGAAUGAUCAACUUAAUAUUCUCUUAUACACAAGUGCCAGUGAUGCCCAUGAUGUACCAACCUCCACAGCAGGUCAUCUACGGAGGUCAAGUACCGGUCGUCAUGCCAACGACAUAUGGAUAUACCCCUGUUGCUGCUCCAGUUGCUGCCUACCCUCCCCAGCAAGCGCCGCACGCACAGCAAGUGCCGCAGCCCGCUCAGCCUCCCCAGAUCACACAGGCCGACCUCCAGGCUCUGCAGGAGAUGUUCCCCGGGACGGACUCAGAGGUCAUCAGAUCCGUGCUGGAGGCCAACGGGGGCAAUAAGGACGCAACGAUCGAUUCAUUGCUGCAGAUGACAUGAGGAGAGAAAUCUUUCAUUCAUUUAUAUCAGAAUGAUUUAUAGAUCUGUUUUAUCGAAAAAAAAAAGUUUUCACACCCAGUUAGCAAUCUUUUAGCAUAGUUUACACUCUGUUACACUCGAGCAAGGUCAAAGGAAAAUGGUCUAGUGAAUCUAUUGUUCUCCUAUUGUUCUGGCUUGGUCACUCUAUUGUUCUGGACCUGAGUGUAUAUUCGAGUGUAACUACACUCAAAGAUUGCUGACUGCCACUGUAGUAAUUUAUUAAGAUUGAUACACAUCUCUUCCUUCAGAAUGUUAUAAGCUAUUGCAUUGACCUGCUUAUUAUUAUUGGGCAAGAGUUUGUAUACAUUGCUUGUUCCUACGUCAGGCAUGCCUGAGGCAAUCUUCCAGGUUUGCUAGAACAAUUUCUGUUUAAACUGUAUAUGUACAUAGAGAAUUAUUUCUUUAUUGGAAGGUAUAGUUAUAGAAUCUGUGUAUAUUACCGGAAUGGGCCCUUUGCAGAAAGAGUUGCAAUCGAAUGCAACUUUUUUUAAUACAGGAAUUACAUACAUUGCCUAGGCCCCUUUUCACAAAGUGCAGAGAUUGAUCCAAUCAGACUCGACUAUUGAAAGCCUGUGAAGCCAACUCCCAGUCUACAUCUAUCUUUUUGAAGCACUCAACAAUCAGGGGCAGAUCAAGGAAUUUCCAAAAGGUGGGGGGAGCACAUUUUUACGAGGAGAAA